Cajanus cajan (pigeon pea) is the source of this 2138-nucleotide messenger RNA. The record is from RefSeq and is a predicted model, not a curated record. Lineage: Eukaryota; Viridiplantae; Streptophyta; Magnoliopsida; Fabales; Fabaceae.
UGGUCACACUCACACUCGCACAAAAUCACCGGUAGCAAGUAGCAAGUUCGAUUUUCACCUUCUGAAAUCUGAAAAACAGAACAUUCAAUUCAGCUCUCAAAGUUUAAACUCGAAGUAACAAAUAGAACUAAGAGAAGAGGUUUUGAAUUGAAGAGAUGGAGUCUUCGUCGAUUCGAAUCCGAACAUACGAAGAGCUUCCAACGGCUAAAGACUUCGAAUCUCUGAUAGAGCCUACAAAUGUUCCCGCGGUUUUUCGCGGGUGCACCAAUGGUUGGAAGGCCUUCUCCCACUGGAAUCCAUCCAACGGUGGCCUCGACUAUUUGCAGGCACGUGCGGGCUCUUGUAUGGUGGAGGCUAUGGUAUCUCAAUCUGCACCUGUCUUUUAUGGUGAUCUUGGAAGCCAUCAGAGGGUUCCUCUUCCAUUUUCUAACUUCAUUGGUUUUUGUAAGAAGCGGAUGCAGAUGCAAGGUAAGCACCAACAAUGCAUUGAUCAUUGUAACGCCCCGCAAAUUCAUGAUGAUACGCAACAUGAUGCUUAUUUGGCCUUGGAAGAUGUUUCAGAACAAAUUUAUUUAGCUCAGGUUUCAAUAAUGAACAGUGAUCGACAGGAAAAUGUUCAAUUAGAAGCCCUAAGGGAAGACAUUCAGAUGCUUCCGAUUUUGGAAUCAAAAGAACUAUCUUCUAUAAAUUUGUGGAUGAACAAUGGCCAAGCCAGAUCAAGUACUCACUAUGAUCCCCAUCACAAUCUUCUGUGUAUAGUUUCUGGCUGGAAACAAGUUGUUUUGUGGCCUCCUUCUGCUAGUCCCUCACUCUACCCAAUGCCUAUAUAUGGGGAGGCUUCGAAUCACAGUUCUGUUACUUUAGAAAAUCCUGAUUAUUCAAUUUAUCCAAGGGCAGAAUGCUCAAUGGCGUUUGCACAAAAGGUUGUUCUUCAGGCUGGCGAUGCACUUUUCAUUCCUGAAGGCUGGUUUCACCAAGUAGAUAGUGAUGAUUUGACCAUUGCAAUUAAUUUUUGGUGGAGAUCCAACACGAUGUCUUCCAUGUUGGAACACAUGGAUGCUUAUUAUUUGCGUAGAAUAUUGAGAAGAUUGAUUGACAAAGAAAUGGACCAACUACUGCUUAAAUUGGGGAUGGGAACUAGGAUGGGUGUAUGCAAGCUGCCUAAUAAUGGACAAACAGAUCAUGCUGAUGAAAAUCAUGGUCAGUUGUUGAAAGGGAUGGAUUUAAGAGAGAAAAGGUUUAAAGAGAGGAGCACAUUGCUAGAAUUAGAACCUGCUGCAGUCCAGGUGCUUCAUGAACUUGUGUCUUUGGUUCACAACAGUGUUAGUGCCAACCACGAUCAGCAAUCACUGUCAAAUUCUUUAAAUGAUUGUGAGCUUGUAGGGAAUGGUAAAUGCGAGAAAAUGGUGAAUGCUGACUUGAAAGAUGAUCCAGUUGCUAAAAUUCUUUGGGACGUCAAACCACAAACUCUCCAAGUUGUUUUUCUUGCUAUGGUGCACAACUUCCCAAGAACUUUAGAGGCUCUUGUACUGCAUGUACUUUCACCGCUUGGGGCUGAAGUCCUUACUCGGAAAUUUGAUGAGAUGGAUCAACAAACUCAUGGGGAAGAUCGGAAUAAAUUCUAUGAGGUUUUCUACAGUGCAUUUGAUGACCAAUCUGCAGCAAUGAAUUCAAUUCUUAAAGGGAAGGAGUUGUUCACUCAACAGGCAUUUAAAAAUGUAUUGGAUAAAUUUGUGGGAGUUAAUCUGGAAAGCUGAAAGCCGGGUGUUAGAAGAGAUGCUAAAAGGAGUAAACCUCAUGGAUGAAUGGGCCCCACCGAUACCUCCAAAGAUUAAAUUGAUGCAUAUUUGAAACUGGAGCUUUUCUUCGUCUGGGUCCGUAGAUGCCAAGUGAAGUGAAACUUAUGGAUGAAUGGGGUCCCACAGGUGCCUCCAAAGAGUAAAUUGAUGCAUAUUUGAAACGGAAGCUCUUCGUCUUGGCCUGUACUCUAUUUGUCAGUUUACAGUUACAGUACACGAUUAUCACUAAUUCAAACAGUAUACAGGGUAGUAUAAGUAACAUCAGUUGUGUACAUGCUAUGAGUAAUACAUUGAAUUAAUUUACCGAAAUUCUAUUGGGUUGAUUCUUUGACCCCAUCA